AUGCUUUCUAUUAGUGGCGAAACAUCGUCAGAUCAUUUACAUAAUGUAGUGGAGACACCAGAACGACGAAAAACAUUUGCUCAAAAUUGUCGUAUUUAUUUACGUGAGCGGAAUUUUGAUGGCUUUGAUAUUGAUUGGGAAUACCCUGGAACAUUUAAGGACAAAUUUACAGAACUUUUAAAGGCAAUGCGUUUGGAGUUUGCCAACGAUGACGCAAUCAGAACAAAGAAUAAGUCAAGAUUGGUACUCUCUAUAGCAGGGGCUGCAGGGAAACCCAAUAUUGACGAAUCCUACAAUGUACCAGAAAUUGUCAAAUUUGUAGAUUUUAUCAACGUUUUUGCGUUUGACUAUUUUGGUACUUGGAGUAAAGUAUCAGGAUUUACUGGUUCUCUUUUCUCAAGGUUUUCUGAUCCUGCCUAUAAUCCUCAAUUGUCGCAGAACUGGACUAUACAGUACUGGAUAAAAAAUGGAGCACCACCAGACAAGUUAGUGAUGGGAACCACGGCAACAGCUUUAGCUUUCACCCUGAAAAGUUCAUCUAAUCAUAACAUUGGAGCACCAGUGAUAAACAGCACUAUUGUAGGUCCAGUAAGGAAAAUGAGGGGCCAGUUAUCUUAUUCUGAGUUAUGUGACAAGGUCAGAGGACUCCGUGGAAUAUGGGACGAUGAGCAGAAAUAUACCUAUGCAUAUUCUGGUAACCAGUGGUUUUCAUAUGAUACCCCGAGAAGUAUGAUAGAAAAGGUUAAAUACGCUAAAGCUAUGGGAUUAGGAGGGAUAAUGUUUUGGACAUAUGAUCUUGAUGAUUUCUCUGGUAAUCAUUGUGGACAGGGAAAAUUCCCUUUAUUGAACUCUAUAAAAGAUGCUGCAUUUAAUACUAGUUUUACUAGAGCGCCUACUACGAUCGCGCUAACCACGCCAUCGUCACAGCCAGCCGGAAAAUCAAAUAAUCCACAGGAAACAGGAACAAAGACGAGCAAAACUAACUCCUACCAUUCGACAGAAUCUCACAUAGCAAGAACAGAAAGAACAUUUUUGUCAACUGAUGUUAUAAGUAGGGAACAUAUAACCUUUACAGCACAUACACUACACAGUAUAGUAUAG
Mytilus trossulus (common blue mussel) is the source of this 1101-nucleotide messenger RNA. Its product is annotated as acidic mammalian chitinase-like. The transcript has 6 exons. Gene Ontology annotation, cellular component: extracellular region. Gene Ontology annotation, biological process: carbohydrate metabolic process; chitin catabolic process. NCBI's taxonomy places the organism in Eukaryota, Metazoa, Mollusca, Bivalvia, Mytilida, Mytilidae. The record is from RefSeq and is a predicted model, not a curated record. Bases 1 to 1101 code for a protein of 366 amino acids. Gene Ontology annotation, molecular function: chitinase activity; chitin binding.